This is a messenger RNA of Priapulus caudatus, 3455 nucleotides long. RefSeq names its product mitochondrial thiamine pyrophosphate carrier-like. The transcript has 6 exons. The coding region runs from base 214 to 1107 and encodes 297 amino acids. Gene Ontology annotation, biological process: thiamine pyrophosphate transmembrane transport. Gene Ontology annotation, cellular component: mitochondrial inner membrane. Gene Ontology annotation, molecular function: thiamine transmembrane transporter activity. The record is from RefSeq and is a predicted model, not a curated record. Lineage: Eukaryota; Metazoa; Priapulida; Priapulimorpha; Priapulimorphida; Priapulidae.
UCAAGUUCAAGAAAUCCCGACAGAUUAAAUGAAAACCCGGCACUUUCUUCUAUUUAAUCAGUUUUCGUUUAGUGUUGUGUCGGUAUAAGACAAGGUAGAUUGAGAAUUAACUAGCGCACCAUAUUCAUAAAAGAGCAGUACCUUCAUGAGUAGGUUUCUACGGGCGCCCGCGGGCGGCACCGCGGUAGUCACGGCAACCGCGUCGCCGUAGCGAUGGUGGGCUUCGACCCGCACGACAGCGUGACGCUGACGCAGUCGCAGCAGGCGCUCGCCGGAGCUAGCAGCGGCAUCGUCACUCGCCUGGUCACGCAGCCGCUAGACGUGCUCAAGAUCCGAUUCCAGUUGCAAAUAGAGCCGGUAUCUCAGCGCAGCAAGUGCAAUUCUAAGUACAAGAGUGUGUGGCAGGCGUUCAAGCUGAUUAAGUUAGAGGAAGGGGUGCCGGCAUUGUGGAAAGGUCACGUCCCCGGCCAGGGCUGCUCCAUCAUAUACGGAGUGUUCCUGUUUGUCGUCUUUGAGACGAUCACGCGUGACGUGUGGGCGUACCUGCCACACUCGGUAACGACGGACUGGAGAGAGGAGGUGCACUUCAUCUGCGGCGGACUGAGCGGAGCGUUGGCGAGCGUCGCCGCCCAGCCGAUGGAUGUCAUGCGAACGCGACUCAUCGCCCAGGGCGAGCCCAAGGUCAGCGUAGAGAUAGCGUGCUGCCAUCUAGUGUGUGGUGCUGUAACUAAAUCCUCAGCGAUGGUGGAGCGCAUCGUGUGUGGCUCGGCGUCCGGCAUGUCGGCGAAGCUGGCAGUGCAGCCUCUCGACUUUGUCAAGAAGCGCCUGCAGGUGUGUGGCUUUGAGGAGGCACGCACCAGGUUCGGACAGGUGGGUGGUGCAAUACGUAGCAGCAGUGUAGCUGUAACAGGAGUGGAGGUGAGGACGUAUCAUGGCACGAUACAUUGCAUCUGUUCCGUGUUCAAGCAUGAGGGCGUCGCCGGAUUCUACAAGGGUACCGUGCCGAGUCUGAUCAAGGCUUCCAGCGUCACCUGCCUCAGCUUCCUCGUCUACGAGCAGUUCUGCGACAUGCUGCGUUACUACCGGCAACGCCGGCACGUCUCCUAGCAACGCCGACGACAACGAGUUGCCACGGCGACGCGAGUAUGCGUUUCUGUGAAGUGUGUUGGUGGGGGGGCGGCGAAGCAGCGUUCACGUGCCGGUGAGGCCCAAAGUGGUGUUCGCUUGUUGGUGGGGCGGCGAAGCUACGUUCACUUGUUGGUGGAGCGGUGAAGUGAUGCUCACUUGUUGGUGGAACGGACAAGUGAUGUUCGCUUGUUGGUCGAGCGGCGCGGACCUGCUCCAUGUGAUUGACGCUAUGGGUUAUGAGGCCGGUAGGUGGCGCCUCGCAGCGGAGUAAACGAACGGCAGGUGCGUCACUCAAUCAGGGGCGCUACGACUGAUCCCUGCGUCGGUGUGUGCUGAUGAUGCAAUCAUUGAUGCACGCCGUAAUAUCGCACGUCUUUUGCACCAGGAGUUGUAACGUAUCGACUCCAUGUAUUCGAGAGUGUGGCACGAUCGUGCGUCUUUGUCAAUACCGGUGGAUGUGCGUGUAUGGAAGGCGGUUUCCAUGAUGCCUUACAAACAAGCAGGCGAUGACGCGUGCCGCCAUGCCGGCGCCCCCUGCUGGCAAGGAACUAGAGGAUAUAUUUGUCAUGCUUAUGCAGCGCGCGGGUCUGUUGGCAGCGGGCCAAUUUCUCACCGGUAGAUCUUGCAGCGUUGGUAGUUUGCGCUUUCACGAGUGCAUCUAGUUUUUUUAGACGGGAGCAACGGAUUUGUCAUGAGCUUGCUAGUCCAUUUCAGCUUCGCCAUAUCAGUUUCUGGUGUCCGUCGAUCACGCGUUUCCAGUGGUCGGUGAUUGGGCGUUGCGAGCCGGUAGGGGGCGCUGGUAAUUCGACGAGCGAGGCAGCUUUGCUUGGCAUUAUUCGCCUGCUUUUUUGGCGUUUUGUUUUGUUUAAAUACUGGUGACGAGCUCAAGGUAGCUCGCCUUAUAGCAGUGCUGGGAAUACUAGCGGGGCAGGGGCUUUCAACAUAUGCCGGCAAUCGACAAUGCUCUAACCGUAGCAUGUACAAUAUACACACGUGUGCAAUGUGCUGUAUGUGUGUUUGCACGCUGGCUUGCUGGUGGGAGGGAGAGAAGGAAAACAUCAGACUUUGUUACAGACAAACCGUCCUCAGGAUUUGCAAGAUCUUCCUUUAGUGGUGGUGUACAUAGUAAUAUAUAGGACGUGUUAUUCUCUCACAUUUAAGUAUAACCGCCACCUUUAUUUUUUACUAUCUCCACGGCGACAGUCACCGUAGUUUUGCAUAAUAGUUUCCAUGGCAACGGUCGCCAUUCCGGGUGCGUCAGGUUAUUCGAAGCGGCCAUUGACAGUCGGUCAGAUGUUCUUCUUGGUUUGCAUGUGGCAGUCACAUGCAGGAUCUUGAAUGUACGCGGCUUUCCGGUGCAUGCGUUGACACUUGAUACGUGUCUGCUUUGCUGCGUGUGAGUCGGCACGCUACCGUGGUGGACCCAUCCUUGCCGGUGACGAUCAGUUCUGUGAUCUUUACAUCGUUUUAAGAGUGUUCCAUUAGCUGUCGGGGUCGCGAGAGUAGUGUUGUAUCUCUGGCAUAGCUGGAUGGAACUUGUUACCAUGCACAAGCUAGUGUGGAUGUCUUUGUGCAUGUGUGUGUGAGAAAGUGGUGGGCACGAAUACUCUAAAUAUGAAUAAGGUGAAUAGACAGGUUGAGUGCAGCUACCAGCAAGCCGGUGAAAUUAUAACAAUCAAGUUCUUAAAGGUUUUCAUAUGAAAAUCUAUUCCACAGAUCUGAAUCAAUUUGUCAAUUAACUGCAUCUAGGAAGUAAUACAGUAAUCUCUAAAGUCCGGCCUCAGACAUUGAUUUAUUGAUGUGACAAGUGAUUGUAAAGGUCACCAGGGUCAUGUUGUCAUCAAUAGGUUAUCACUAAAAGUUACUGAGCCUAUGAUGUGGUUUGGAUACCAGUGCAAGAGGUCAGAGUGCAUGGCAGCGGGUAUGGUACACCCACGCAUUGUUCGAAGGUCGAGCGAAGAAAGUUUGUGUUGGUGUUACUUUUUUCCGAAUACCUGAUGAAAAAGCUUAUGUGGAGCUCUUAACUAUUCUCAGAGAGAUCUGCCAAAGACUAGGAACAGUCUGCAAAGAAAACAUGCUGUGUUUUAUGAGCACAGUUGCGAAUAUACUAGCCGAUUGCUUGUGUAUAACAGCAGUUUGUGUACAGGUGCGUGUAUUUGGACUAUUUAUGGUAAAUAAGUGUAAUUUAAACUCGGAAGCGGCGGGGCGUUUCUGACGUUUUCGAUACAAGUGCACAUGUUUGGUGCCAAAGUUGUUGCCAUUACCGGCAGUGAUAAUUUAUUAGAGGUACGAGCUGUGUCGUAGAGAGAGAGGGGGAAAGAGAGAGA